Messenger RNA from Seriola dumerili (greater amberjack), 1158 nucleotides. It is a transcript of the gene atg10, whose product is annotated as autophagy related 10. NCBI's taxonomy places the organism in Eukaryota, Metazoa, Chordata, Actinopteri, Carangiformes, Carangidae. Gene Ontology annotation, molecular function: Atg12 transferase activity. Gene Ontology annotation, biological process: macroautophagy; protein modification by small protein conjugation; protein lipidation. Gene Ontology annotation, cellular component: intracellular anatomical structure. Bases 234 to 968 code for a protein of 244 amino acids. The record is from RefSeq and is a predicted model, not a curated record. The transcript has 7 exons.
AGAAGCGCUUGUCUUGUUCCCGCGGCAGUGGAGAGGCUCUGGACCCGGUCGGGGUCUUGGUGUGCGAGUCUGUUAAUCCCGCGGCAGGGUCACAUGUCGGAGGACGGUCCAGGACCAGGACCAGGACCAGAACCAGAACCAGAACCAGGACGAGAAGAAUCAGCAGAGGCCCGGUCCACUGUCUGACUGAACUCUUAGGCGGAAGUAAAGUGGCGUUCUUUCAAAAUACAGACAUGAGCUCCUGUGUGCUGGAGGAGGAGAGCUUCCACCGCUGCUGUCAGCUCCUCCUGCAGCAGUCACAGCAGCUGGGAGACGGCUGGAGCUGGGAGCCGGUCCAGGGUUCACAGGAGGGCUACCUGAGGAAGACUGCUCUCAGGUCAGUCGCCAUUGACCCGAGGCCGGUUCGGGACCAGGCAGGAUCCAGUUCAGACUGUGGACAGGAAGAGGAACAGUCGGCUCCCGUCGCCUCAGCUGAUGCCGACACCAUCAGAUCUGACGCAGAGGACGAAGACGACGAAGACGAGGGAGUCUGUGCGGCGUGUGACGGCGGCAGCCAGGUGCUUCAGUACGAGUAUCACGUCCUGUUCUCCUGCAGCUACCGGACUCCGGUGCUCUACUUCAGAGCCUCCACUCUGGAGGGGAGGAGCCUGUCACUGGAGGAGGUGUGGGGCUCCGUUCAUCCAAACUUCAGGGUCCGGCUUCAGAGCAGUCCUCUCAGUACAGUCACUCAGCAGGAGCAUCCUCUGCUGGGUCAGCCUUUCUUCAUGCUCCACCCCUGCAGGACAGAGGAGUUCAUGAGGCCCGUGCUGCAGGCGGCUCAGGACCAGCACAGACCAGUGAACUACGUGUUGACGUGGCUCAGUGUAGUGGGUCCUGUGGUGGGUCUGGACGUCCCCCUGCAGUACUCCACCCAGCUCCAUCCUGCAGCCUCUGUCUGCAUGGACCCGGCUGAUGAUGGACCCGGCUGAUGAUGGACCCGGCUGGUGAUGGACCCGGCUGUCUGGGCAGUGGAUGAGGUUAAACUGCGUUAGUAACCACUGAAACAGUAAUAAAAAGCUCAGGUCGCUUCUGAUCUGGUGGCUGUUCCCAGACCUGCUGUCUCUGUAAUGAGCUGAACAUCAGGGACAGUAAGAACGGUUAGCAUGAUGCUAAAUGUUU